GUUACGUCAUGUACAUGUACGUGCCGGUUUCUGUGGAAAGGUCAUGUUAUGUCAAACUCAACAUGCACUUAGUUGCUCUACAUUCGGCGCUUUGUGAAAUCAUAAAUAAUAUUGUUAUUGAUAACUUGUGGUACAGCUACUUUAGAAUGCAGACGUGAUGUGUUCGGCUACAUGUUUAAAUCUCAGGCCCUUAAACAGAUCGCUAAGGAACUUUUGUCGUAGCAGGCAUGUAUAUGCGGGUAUCAACAUACUCUAUAAACAUCAAAGAAUUUUUAUCCAGGAGAGAUGUUUAUGCAGGCCCCAUUUACUACCCAAAAUACAAGAAGUACCAUCGAGAUCUUUCUUGUCAUUUCUUGAUAAAAGUAAAGAAUAUUCAGAAAGAAGAAUUGUUGGGUAUUCCAUGGAGGAGAUGUAUGAAGUAGUCAGUAAUGUAGAAAACUACAAAGCUUUUGUACCAUGGUGCACUCAUUCAGUUAUAAGGUCUGGAAAAGCUGGCCACUUCAAAGCAGACUUAGAGGUUGGAUUUCCACCGCUUGUUGAGAGAUACACCUCAACAGUAACUGUAGUUAAACCUCAUCUAGUUAAAUCUGUCUGUACCGAUGGGAAACUGUUUAAUCAUCUGUCAACAACUUGGAGGUUUGGACCGGGAAUCCCAUACAAGCCACAUACAUGCACCAUAGAUUUCUCUGUAUCCUUUGAGUUCCGUUCUGUUCUCCACUCCAACCUUUCAACGCUUUUCUUUGACGAAGUCGUAAAGAAAAUGGUGAAGGCAUUUGAGAAACGGGCGGAGAAGGUAUAUGGACGACAGACGGUCAUAGCAAGAUCUGAUCAUAUACGAUACACAUCGUCAUGACAACAGUAAAGAUUAGCAACUUCUAGAAAAUGUUGGAAUUCUUAUACUUAUGGAAGUUUUUGUGCUUUUUGCUUUUGUUUAUAAUCAUAAACUUCCACUGAUACAAGGCCUGAGUGAAGAUGGUAAAGGACCGUAAAUCACAGAUCUUUGGUUUAUUGUGCAUGUGGUUUGAUGAAUUUUAACAUACAUGUUAACCUCAUCUCGAUAAACGCAUUUAUGAUAUCAUUCUCAUUCUGGUGGGCCAAGCAAAUGCGCUUCACAUGGUACAAGUGGAAAACUAAAAUCUGCACAUUAUUUUGUUUUGUGUGCAUUUUACAGGCAGAUUUGUAAUCAAGUCAGCAUUGGCGUAACUAGGGUUAAACUUCUGGAGAGCACCUGGGGGUGCUUACAUUUUUGGGGGGGGGGGGUGGGGUGGGAGUGGUGGAGUGGGGGUACUGAAGGAAAGUGGGCCCCUGAGUUAUGCCACUGCUAGUCAGUCACUUCUGGUCACACUUGUAAAUUCAAUUGUGAAUCGACUGGUGAUUGACUUGCAUUGACUUAAUUAUUACUCUGUUUAUUAGAGGUACAUUUUAAUAUAUAGAUUUCAAAAGUAUUUAUGUGAUCGCAGGCUGAUGACAGGAAUCACUAUUUGUAUACAAUGCUUGGACUGCUUCCAACAGAUGAAUACCUUCUUUGUUGAAAUGUGAUUAGAACUUGUUCAGCACAACACUGAGGGCAAAGUAAGGACACUUGCUGAAUAUCUGAAAUUUGAUAUUUUAAUAUUUACAGUGUAAUUCUAAAAUAUGUGUAAUGAGUUACAUGCUAAUUACAAGUUACUUGUGAAUUUAAGGUGACAUAUUAAACCCUUUAACGACCAUGAGAUAGAUGGGAUACUUUUUAUUUCAAGCCGUUUUCCAUGAUUUUAUUUAUAUUAGUAUUUAUGUUUAUUUUUAACCAAAUGUCAGGGCUGUAUACGUGCACAUGUACAUACACAUACAUUGUGCAAUGUUGAAGCCCAAAAUCUUCCACAAUUGACCAGCGUACUUAAAAAGUUUGCUACCUCCAUCAACAAUCAAAACUUGCCCAACACUGGAUUUUGUCAAACUUGGCAUAACUCAUAAUAUGUGUUGA
Patiria miniata (bat star) is the source of this 1963-nucleotide messenger RNA. Its product is annotated as coenzyme Q-binding protein COQ10 homolog A, mitochondrial-like. The record is from RefSeq and is a predicted model, not a curated record. Gene Ontology annotation, biological process: cellular respiration; ubiquinone biosynthetic process. Gene Ontology annotation, cellular component: mitochondrion. Lineage: Eukaryota; Metazoa; Echinodermata; Asteroidea; Valvatida; Asterinidae. The transcript has 5 exons. Gene Ontology annotation, molecular function: ubiquinone binding. The coding region runs from base 158 to 853 and encodes 231 amino acids.